UCCUUCAGCAGCUCAUUUGGAUGAGGAGAGCCGAGCAGAGCGCAGCGCUCCACACCGCCUCCAUCCUCCAUCCUCCAUCCUCCGUCCUCCAGCUGCGCUCUGAGCCCGCAGCUCUCCGGAACGCUCCGUUUUUCUCAAUCCAAACACAAAACCAAGACAAACAUGAGAUAAUUAAAGUCCUGGCUCGCUGGAUGCGGAUGAUUUUUCCGUCUUCUGGUGGUUUUCUCUCUUCUGUUUCCCUCGCCGAUCAGUCUGUGGAAUGGUCUGCGUUUUCUCCCCUGAGUCGUGUCCACUUCAGCAUGGGAACUGCGGUGUCCAAAAGGAAGAAUCUGAGGAGUGAUGCUAUUUCUUCCGUGGCCGCAAAAGUUCGAGCAGCCAGAGCUUUUGGAGAAUACCUGUCCAACACCAAUCCAGAGAACCGCAACGGAGCAGAUCAUCUAUUGUCUGACACUUUCCCCGGCCAGGACUGUGACUCUCCAGACGUUAGCCGCUUGCAUAACAACAAUCUGCCACCGCAGAGCCGUUGUUUACCCAUAACUAAACCCAACCAGCCCAGCCAGUCCAAUCCCAGCGCUCACCCACAGUCUCAGCCUCAGGUCAACACCCUCCAGGCUCAGGCACCGCCGGGUCCCUCCAAACGCCGCCUCUCAGCUGAGCGCAGCCUCUCCACAGAGGAGCCGCCAGGUCCCAGGGUCGCAGAGGGGAGCGUUGCUGUGAAGCCGGCCAGAGUGUACACAAUCACCAGGGAGGGAGGGAUGACUCUGGGGGCUCGUGGCAGUGAGGAGAGCCUGGAGCUGGAGGUGCUGAAGGGCUCCAGGGAGCAGCCUCUGGCCCAGGCCCCUGCUGCUGCCAACCACACCCAGUCCUGCACCAGCCAACCCUCAGCUGCCCGCGGUAGCCACCACCGCAGUAGCCAUCACCGCAGCAACCAUCACCAUGCUCAGCAGCACCACGGAGGCCCACAGUCAUCGUCACAGCCGCUGCAGAACUCGGGGAGUGCCAGCAACAUCCGGGACUGGGGGAUGAGGAGAGGGGGGUCGCGGGACGACUACACCCCAGACUGUGUGGCCUGCAUUCGGGCUCCGUGUCAAAGCCAGCGGUCCCUGGACCUGGAUACCUCACCACGAGAUGGAGGGAAGCACCGUAAGAAACUGGAGAGGAUGUACAGCGAGGACAGAGCGUCUACUGAUGACAGGGAGGACAAUCCUAAUAGCUGGUUCCCCAAAGAGAAUAUGUUCAGCUUUCAGACAGCCACCACCACCAUGCAGGCAAUAUCGGCUUUCCGAGGCAUUGCUGAAAGAAAGAGACGGAAAAGAGAGCAGGAGGCAGCCACCAUGAUGGAGAGAAAUUUCCGCAAACACCUUAGGAUGGUUGGCAGCCGCAGGAUGAAGGCCCAGACUUUCGCCGACCGCCGAGCCAAGAGCUUCAGCCGCUCGUGGAGUGACCCCACCCCCGUCAAGCCUGAGUCCCUGCAUGACUCCAGAGACAGUGGCGAGCUUCAGACCUCCUCAGGGACUCUAGAUGAAGGGCUGGAUGAGGAUGCCGACUGGGAGGAGGAGAGGGAGGUGGAGAGAGCGGCCUGCGAAGGAGAGGACUUCAUCCCACCGAAAAUCAUGCUGAUAUCCUCCAAGGUACCGAAGGCUGAAUAUGUUCCCAACAUCAUCCGAAGGGACGACCCCUCCAUCAUUCCUAUUCUUUAUGACCACGAACACGCCACGUUCGAUGACAUCCUCGAGGAGAUCGAGAAAAAGCUGACUGCCUACAGAAAAGGCUGUAGAAUCUGGAACAUGCUCAUUUUCUGUCAGGGAGGUCCUGGACAUCUGUACCUGCUCAAGAACAAAGUGGCCACAUUUGCCAAGGUGGAGAAAGAGGAAGACAUGAUCCAGUUCUGGCGGCGGCUCAGCAGGCUGAUGACGAAGCUGAACCCGGAACCGAACCUCAUCCACAUCAUGGGCUGCUAUGUGCUGGGGAGCGCUAACGGAGAAAAGCUUAUUCAGACUCUGAAGAGGCUGAUGAGACCCUCCUCAGUCGAAUUCAAGUCCCCACUAGAGCUGUCGGCACAAGGCAAAGAGAUGAUCGAGAUGUACUUUGACUUCCGUCUGUUCCGCCUGUGGAAAAGCCGUCAGCACUCCAAGCUGCUGGACUACGACGACCUCUUGUGACAUCACCCCGUGUUCCGUUGGCUUUUUGGCCGGUUAUUGCGAGUCUGACCCUACUGCUGUACGGUGACAGGGCGUUUGACUGACGGAGCUCCCACCCUUCUGAGCGGCUCCUGGACCUCCUCUGAGGCCGAGCUGGAGCAGCAGCAGAGCAGUUGGGUCUGUUUUUUUAGCCCUUCUGAAGCGAUGUGGUGUGGCUCUGUAGAUCCAGCCAGCGAUGUACCUUUUCUCCCCUAUCCAUCGUCACUUUCUACCUAUCUCCUCGAGAAAAGAGAGGAGAAAAGGGGGAGAAGCAAGUGACUCAUCAUCCUAGCUUAAAUGUGUCAAAGACGAUAACUAGAGUUAGAGUUCUGAGUUCACACAGGAUGUUGGACAACAGAGUGACAACAGAGAAAAGAAAGAACUCUUUUUGAGUUUCCAGGGUGACAGGUUUAUUUUUUUUGCCUUGCCUUUAGCCAACCUAUCGGUUCUUUAAAGAUGCAGGCUAACGAGGAUGGAAGUAUUUUCUUUGUCACUGGUGGAAACUACUUACUAAGGAAUUAGAGCUCAUAUGUACAUAAACAAGUGCUUGCAGGAGCAUUAGAGAUUAGAUUUCCAGCAUCUCUUUCCAUGGUAUCAUGUGAAAAUCUAGUCAUCGAAUUAUUCUUAUUUAAUAUUUAAAGUUGUCUAUUUAGCACAGCUUUUUUAAAACUUCAAAUAAACGUGUUAGUAUUUCGUACAGACUGUUGUAUUAACUCAGGUUAAAUCUCUUGUUUUCUACUAAGACUUGUACUCGCGGUACAACAUACUGUAGAUCAGGAUCAAAGGCCUUCAUUGUCCACACAGUCAUCUUCAGUGGAACGUUACGACUGUCAGGGAUGUCGUAUCUUUACUUGCGUGUGGACGACAGAGCUUCUUUGAAUUUCCAUAGUCUUUCGAGUCAGCUGUAGCCGAACAGACAGACGUAUCCGUGCAUGUCUCAUAACAUUACAGCGUUACGUUUUAGCCAACACUAGCUAUCCUUUCUUCAGCUGUUGGUUCGCGAAUGUUCAGCCUUUUUGUGUGUUCGUACUGCAUGUGUGUGUCCAUAGCUUCUGUGUAUAGUUCCCCUGUAAAGAGGCUGCAGGUGGAGACUACGACACCGUACUCUUAACCAUUACAUUAUAUAAGAUAGAAUGCAUACUUGUGUAUUCAGGUUAUUUCAGUGUUUUACUCAUGUUUUUGGAGUGUUUCUUUUUAAAGACUUGACUUGAGUCACUCUAAGUAGCAAGUGAGUGUUAGCGGUGAGACUUUCCCUUGACUUUUAGUUCCUCCUCACCACCACGUCCUCUUCUGUGUUAAUAUACUCUUAAAACCAGUGCUGUCACUGGGUGAAUAACACACGGUUUAAUGGUGUCACCAAAUACUGUCUUUGCCAUACAUAUUUCUGGUAUUAGUAUCUAUUUUAAAAAGGUUUUGCUAGUGACAUGUAUUUUGCCGAUAUUUACAGAAAAGUUUUGAAGGCUGUACUCCUCUGAUUUAGUGUUGCACUUUCCUGAAACUGAAGGAUUUAAGCCAGACAAAUUAGAAAAGAGCAGUCAAAAACGAAGUCAUGCUGGCUGUUGAUUUUUUUAGUUUGGAUCAGCAUCCAAAAACACGAGAUCCUACAUUUCCCAACAUGCAACUUGAUUGUGUCUCUUAACUAGAAUAAAUACCGAAUCAUGAACACCAGCUACCACCACAGUAAAGUCAGGUUUCCAGCAGGCUUCAGUCUGUACAGGAUGUUCCAGAAACAUUGGCUAUUACAACCCAUUUUAGCAGAAUUUCUUAAAAAGCUGUCCUAUAUUUUUUUAAAGCAAGGGCUCACCCUGGUGUACUGCAGAGCUACACAUUAACACUAAAUAACUAACACAACUAACAGUAAAUGUUUAAGGGUAGAGUUUUAAAACUUGUAUCUAAUUUGGACCGUUGGCAGUGAAUACGUGUAAAGUCAGACAGGAUGAGGGACAUCUACAUCACUUUAUCUGCAGCUUGCGCUGAGGUGGCCAUGCUCUUCAUCAUACAUCCUCCUCCUCCUCCUCUCUGCAAAUAUGCAGCUUCAGACCAAAUGUUCUCACAGAGAUAUGAAAGAAUGAGGAGAAAGUAAAGCCUGUUUGCUCUUCAUUGUAGUCUGGAUGUCUGAAUUCAGAUGAAAGUUAAGGAAUGAUUCAGGAGAGGGAUUUCUAUAUGGGAUAGUAACACAACAGAUGUUAUUCAUCCAUACAUGCUUCCUAUGUGCAGGCCUCCCUGCACAUGUUCGCUGCUUGUGUUGGGACUAUGGGUGGCUGAGCUCUUUCAGUGCUUAUUUACAGAACAUUUAUGUGUUGUUGCUGCUUCCUGAUCCAUGCAGGUCAACUGAGCUGGAAGAAGUGCUCAUGGCACCGGUGCGCUGUGAGUAGCUCUUAGCCUGCAGGAUGCAGAUGGACGAUUCGAAUGCCAACACUAUUCAUCUUAAUGCAUUCUGGAGGACAGCGGGCUCUCUAAGGGGAGCUGCAGUCCAAGGAGGGACGUUCAGGCAUUCGUAACAUCUCAUUAAAGCCAGCCAGAAUGUCAGAGAUUAUAUCUGUCCAGGUGUUUUAUAGUCUAACAGGUAUUUUUCUUUCUUUUUUACUGAGGGCAAUAAUCAGAGGAAGCAUGUCAAAUGAGAGAUUGUGUGUUUUGAUCCAACACGGCUGGACUGGUUUUUGGAAUGAAGCCCUUUAAGUGGAUGAAGAACACAUGAUCAGCAGCAUUCACACUGUUUGCAUUAUCUGGUUCCAGUUAUGAGAGUGCACAUAUGUUUGUUUCCCUGUUUUUAACGUGUAUCUGUACAGAAGUUCUCAGCAUUCACAGAAGAAAAAACCUCAUAAAUAUGAAUUCCUUUUCUGAUAAUUACGAUAUCCAGAUGGCAUUGUUACUAGAAAAGGUUGAGAUGUUAAAGUCCUUUAGAAAAUGUUACAUUAGAUGUUAAACAUCUUCACUUGUGUGAACAGAUGUAAACUUUUAUGGUGUUCGAUUAGUUUCAAACCUGUGCACAUAAAAAAUGCAGGCGUGUCCUUUGAUGUAUUAUUUGAGUUAUUAAAUAUGGGCCUUGCUUUAUUACUGCAGUAGCUCUGUAGAUGUUGUACUUUUACUCUACAUUCAUUGACAACUUUACUAGUUACACUAACUAUAUAUAUUUAUUUAUAUAUAAAUUACUGAAACUAGCCAACAGAUAUUAAAAUUAACUUCACCUUCAUCAGCUGUAAUAAAAGAAUGUACACAUGAAUUAAUAUAAUAUACAAUACCAUUCUAAAGUCUGGGCUCACUCAGAAAUGUCCUUAUUUUUGAAAGAAAAGCAGUUUUUCCAAUGAAGACAGCAUUAAAUGAAUGAUAAAUCCAGUGUAGAAAUAGUUAAUGUGCUAAAUGACUAUUGUAGCUGGAAACGACUGAUUUUUAAUGGAAUAUCUCCAUAGGGGUACAGAGGAACAUUUCUGCCUCCAGAAUCUCAGAAAUCAACUUGACUUGACUGACAUCCCAUCAGACAGGAUGCUUGUGCACCAGAGCAGAAGUGCUUCCUUGUGAGGAUGAACUGUUCUGUUUGCUCCUCUCGUCUGCAUGUUUUUAUGUACACAGGUCUAGAAAUGAAUUAAGCACCAUAGUGUAUGUUACUGCCUUGUUCCUUUAGCCUGUAUGUGUUCACAGUCUGAUAGAUGAUGGAAUCUGUUGUUAGCACUUCUUCCUUUAUACUGACAACUUUUCCUGAAUGACUGUGAUGCUCAUGAAAAAGUGAUUCUCAGGCCAGUUCUUCACUGUCUUCUUCUAGGACUUUUAAGACGGUCUAUAAAAGCUUGUUUGAAAUGAACAACAAAGAUAAAGAUAUUUUGUGAAUCUGGAGUUGAUUUUCAUAACGCAGACAUCCAGAUUUCCUGAUUUUGAGAUCUGUUCUCAUUCUAAUGAGAUGAUAAAUCAUCAUUAGCAGGAGAUUCUUCAGUGAAUGCAGUCUUCUUCCAUAUUUCUGUUUUCUGACAGUGCUGUCCGCUUAUCUCUGCUCCUCUAAGCAGAAAAUAUCACAGUAAUUAUGAUCAUUUGCUCUCACCACCAGAACAGCAAAGGUCCUGCUGUAGUAUGGAUUAAAAAUAGUAGCUUUCUCAAAGUGAUUGCUGGUUUAAUUGCUAACUCCUGCGGGUUUGAACCAUUUAUCCAGACUGUAAACUGUCUGGGUCCUUAAAUUACCUGAACAGCAGAGAAACAACUAAUAAUUUGUAAGGGGAUCUUUUGUCCGAAGUCCCCCUGUUUUCUCAGUUACCUUUGAAUUUUUUAGCUAUGCUGUUCAUGUAAACUCAAAACUUUCUGCAAUUUUUCCUGUUAUUAUGGUAAAUAAGAUGCAAUGUACUUUAUACUGCACACCAUUGUGAUUUACUAUUUACUAGUAGUUCCCACUGUUCUGUUUUUUGUUGUUUUUUUGUUCUGAAUAUGUAACGCUACUAACAGAUUUUCCAAAGCUCAAAGUGUGUAAACCCUCUUGUUGGGUGUGUUUAGUAAAACUCACUCCAACUUAAAUUCACUCAUGAAACUACAGAGCAGUAGGAGUGUUCAUGAUGUAAGUAAGUGCUGUGGAAAUGUACCUGAUGCUGAGUUUAUUCUGUGAUCUAGAACAGGUAAAUCCACCUCUCCUCAGUUUUCACGCAGCCUUUAACCGUCUGAGCUGGACACCUCCAGCUCUUACUUGAGACAUUAUUCUGGCUUUACAGUAUUUGAUAUUAAUCUUGUAAAACAUGGGUAGUCUUGCUCAUUCGAUUGUUUCUACAACAUAAUGUCAGAGUUAAUGUGAUGUCUAUUUAGGCAUAGGGCUUUUUAAGGUUCUGUUUCCCUUUGGUUGUGCAUUAUAUCCUGACUGCUUGGAUUUAUGCUGAGAUCGUUGCUGUCUUUUGUGUGCAGUGACCUCUUUUCUUAAGGGUAGAUCUGACCUUAAAAGUGUUGUACAUUCAUGUCCAUAUGUUACAGCAUCACCCACUCUCCCACAACCUUACUCCUGUAGCAGUAUACUGUGUAUGAAUAUGUCUGUGUGGUUUUUUCAACUUGCAUAUUUGUGUGUACACGACAGGGAGCAUCGUUUAAGGUGUUGUAUUAGUCUGUAGCAGCGCUGGGUUUUAAUGGCUAUUGAUUUGCCGUGCUGUGGCUGAUGGACAGAAACAAAGACAGCAGGAAGCUCACUGCUCAGCUCCACUAAUCCUACAACACUCUUCUGCUGCUGUGCGUUUGAACCGCUGAGCAGCUUUUUGAUUUGAAGGAUUACCACAUUGUUAACAUUUAUAGAAUCAUUAGAUGUGGAUGUGUCUAAGUUCUGAGCAGCUCCAGUGGUGACUGAAGUGAAAUUUCCAUUUAAUUGGAUGUAGUCAGGCUGCAGGCGAAGGAUCUAAGUUGUCUAAGGCAUCAUUAGUUACAGGUUGCAUGUUACAUUCUACACAGUCAGCAUUUGCAUUCGGCUGUUUUAGUGCAGCCUAAACAUUAGUGAUUGUCCUGAUUAAAAGAACUGUACCUUUGGAACCUCUUUUAGGGUCGUUUCAGGAGAAGAACACGUCCUACUCCGUGCUAGCUACUUCUGAACAGCUGUGCAGGUCUCAUUGCUGAUUGGUUAAGUCUGGAAAAGAGAAAUGCUGAUUGGUAAUAUUCAGAGAGGACCAGUGCCAUUUUUCUAACCUCUCCAUGUCCUCAUCCAGCAGCAGUCUUCUCUCCUUUAACAUCACCAUCAGCAAUAACAUAAUCAACCUGUGUUGAUGUAUGAGUACGUAGAACGUAGAUCACCUGGACUGUUUGUUUCUGUCUGGGUGCACUCAGAGCUAACAUCCUGUUCAUAGUUGUUGGAUCCUAAAAUGGAACCAAAGAGGCUGGAAGGGCAGACUAGACAUUCCUGUGAAUGUUAGCGCCACCUAGCACCUGUCUGGAGCAGUCGAAAGCCGUGUAUUUAUUUGAACCAUAUUUUCAACAGCCCAGCUUUACAUGUGGACACUGGACGAAGCAACAGACCUCAGUCAUGUUUGUUUGAAGGAGUAAAGCAAAGCGUCAGGCAGCCUUGGCGAUCUUUUCUGUGUGCUGGUAACUUUGGGAGAAAAAACUCAUCUUAGACACAAAAAGAAAACUCCGAUCUGAGAUGUCAAGGCUCCUACAUAAGGCCUGUACAGAUCCAUUGCGGUGUCGCUGAUGAGAACACUCGGUUCGACCUGGUUCACUGAAGCAGCCGUUUCCAUUUCCUGAGAACAUAAUUACACAAAUCAGCAGACUGAUCUUUGCCUCCCCUCUCCUGUUGUUUCCCAAAUGAAACCGCAUGUCCCAUUGAGAGCAGAAGACAGUUGAAUUAUUAUUAAGCAUUGUUGUGCCCUCCCCGCUGCUUCUUGCCACUUUCCAUGAAGAUUGCCAGGGCUCGGUUGGGAGCGUGAUUGGGUUUGAUGAGAGUGAUGGAUUGAUGCUGCUUUGAUUGCCCCGACACCUCCAGUCAGGCUGUGAUUGUAUUUUGGGAAGGGUGGAAAAUAAUGUGUUUAUGUUCAUGUCUGUUUCACUUUACAUCAACUUCUAGCUCCUCUGACUGAGCAUUACAUUUUGGAAUAGCUUUUUUAGACUAACGCUGUAGAGAGUGAUAGACGUUAAAUAAGGUUCAAACACCGACUUAUCAUCAUGUGUCCUGAUAGAGAAAAACGUGUCUAUUAUGAAAGGUAUAAUAGCAAAUAACAUAAAUGUAUAUCUGGUGAUUUUGAUACUAGUAGAAGUUAACAAUAUAUCUGGGUAGCUUUCAGAGCUUUUGGGUUCUUCCUUAGAAUAGAAUUUAUUGAUGGAACUUUAAGGUGACUACUUAUUGUAUUUAAACUAAUAGCAAAGAAAUGUUGUUGCAUUGCACAAUGUUGGUAAUAACCUGUGAGAAAAAGGAUUGUUUUUAAGGCAUUUUUUUCAGUAAAGCAUAGUUCUACACA
Molecule: messenger RNA, 9082 nt
Organism: Acanthochromis polyacanthus (spiny chromis)
Lineage: Eukaryota; Metazoa; Chordata; Actinopteri; Pomacentridae
Gene: nsmfb
Product: NMDA receptor synaptonuclear signaling and neuronal migration factor b
Exons: 16
Coding region: 21-2162 (713 amino acids)
Biological process (GO): positive regulation of neuron migration; regulation of neuronal synaptic plasticity
Cellular component (GO): cytoplasm; nucleus
Source: RefSeq, a predicted model, not a curated record